Messenger RNA from Erpetoichthys calabaricus (reedfish), 3098 nucleotides. RefSeq names its product proline rich mitotic checkpoint control factor (gene prcc). Gene Ontology annotation, cellular component: nucleus. The transcript has 7 exons. The record is from RefSeq and is a predicted model, not a curated record. NCBI's taxonomy places the organism in Eukaryota, Metazoa, Chordata, Cladistia, Polypteriformes, Polypteridae. Bases 818 to 2206 code for a protein of 462 amino acids.
GGUUUUCUGGGAGUUGUGGUCCUUCAAUUGACCGAGGUGAACAGUGUUUUGAAUGUGUACCUCACGGCUAAAGGGGAGAUGGCUUCAUUUAUAUAAACCUUUUGGAAGUAUUUUUCUGCAUGUUAACAAAUUCUGUGUAGUUAAAUGCAAAUUGUAGAAAGCAAAUAAACGACUGAAGAUAACACGAAUGACUGAAACAAUUAGUAUUAAACGCCGCGGCCUCUGGAAUUUACCUUAUCCACGGUCUCGAUUGGCAAACAAGUACCGGGUAUGAGUGGAAACGUUUUAUGGAAAGUAACGAGAUUUUGUUUGGUUGAAUAAUCGCAGCAGCCGUUUUUAUUUUACUAUCUGAUGAUAAAAACACACUUUUAUUGAUAUAUAUAUGUCGCCGUAGUAUAAGAGCCUAUUUUUAUUUGUGCUUUGAAUACCUUGAACAAAGGACUGCUAUUAUUAGAGUCGGUUAAAGGUUGUCAAAGAUCGUUGAUUAUUUAAUAUUUUCUUUUCCUUUUAUUAUCAUAUUCAACAAUACAUUAAGUAAAAUCACUUAAACGCGAAGUUGUUGCGCAGCUUGGUUGUAUUAAGGGGCAUAUAUCUUUAAACGUACUUUUACACUAUCACACAUGGCGUUAACAGUAUAACUAUAACGUUUCACGGGUCUGUUUCGGUUUAAAUGAUGAGCACAGAUUUAUAGAACUGGUUCUUAGCUGAUAUAUAUAUAUAUAUUGUUUUGACUUCAGUAUUUACCUGCCAUUUUAUUCGUGUACUGUUGGAAUCAGAUUUCGCUAGUCGACUUGAAUAAUCACUGCGGUUUUUCGCCAUGUCUUUGGUUGCUUAUGGUAGCAGUGAUGAGAGUGACAGCGAAGACAUUGUCCAGGAAGAUGGGUCUACUGCAGGAACCGUUAAAAGUGACAUGUUUUCUAGGCUUCCUGCCCCUAGAAGCUCAAUUCACGAAGACAUGUAUACUGGAGCCCUUAGCAAGACUGGAUUCAAUUUCCCCAUUCCUAGGGAUGCCACGGAGAGACCACAAGGUCAUCAGCCUCCAUCGAGACUCGGCCUCCCACCUCCCAGGAAUGAGUCGUCUUGGUCUGACCAGGAACUGGACAAGCACCAGUUUAGUUUGGGGCUGCCACCUCCAAGGAACCCUGCAGGCAUUGGCUUCAACCUCCCACCUUUCAUUUCAGGGGGGGAGUUUGAUUUGCCUAAACCAAAAAAGAGGUCUGAACCAGUCAAAAUCACCAUUCCUGAAAUCGAGAAAGGAGACUCUGAUGAAGAUGAACCAGUUAAGAAGAAGGUCACUGGGCAGGAUACCAGCUUGAGUUCGGGUCUUUCAUCCUUGCUUCCUCAGCCUCGAAACAUGACUGUUAAGGAGACUCAGCGCCCACUUGUCCCUCAUUCCUUGACCAAGCAGAAACCAGAAGCCAGAGUAGUAGGCAGACCUCACACUGUGUCAUCAACAAGCGUCAAUGCCUCUCCUUCAGCAAUCAAAGCUGCUGCCAAAUCAGCAACUCUUCAGCUUGCUCGCCAGAUUGCACAAGAAGAGACAGAAGAGGGGAGUGAUGAAGACCUUGAACCAGAAAACUAUUUUUCUCUCCCCACUGAGAAAAGCAAGCCUCCCGUAGAGCUUGAUAUGAUGGUUCCUCCAGGAACAGAACCAUCAAAUGCUUUUCAUUCCAACAACCCUUUAGAAUUUAGUUCAUCAGCAAGUAGUUAUACUGAGGCAGAUACUACAUGGGGAGAUCAGUCAGGUGAACAGUUCUAUCCUCAGUAUCUACAACCUGCUGAACAGAAUUCAGGCAGCAUGGGUUACUAUCAGGAUUUUUACAGUAAUGAAUACUAUCAAGAAUCUGAUUCCAGCUCUGGUCAACCUGAAGAGCCUAGCCAGGCCUCCUUUCUAGAUGACGAAGCAUUUCGACGACUUCAAGGAAAGCGCAAUCGUGGGAAGGAAAAGAUAAAGUUCCUUGAGAUUAAAGGAGAUGAUCAACUGAUUGGAAACCAGCAGUGGUUGACCAAGGGCUUGACUGAAGAGAAGGAACAGCGCAAGUCCUUUAGCAAGAAAAAGGGAGAUCAGCCAACUGGUCAACAAAGACGAAAGCACCAGAUCACAUACCUUAUUCACCAGGCUAAAGAGAGGGAACUGGAGUUGAAAAACUCUUGGGCUGAAAAUAAACUCACACGUCGGCAGACACAAGCCAAGUAUGGUUUCUAGAGAGAUGGGCACUAUGCCAGUUGUCCAGGACAAUGAAACAUGCCCAUGGAGUGAAAGUGAUGGCAGUGUCAUUUUAGAGGAGUGGGGUGAUCUCACAACUAUGUACAAACAUGCUCUAGACAUCCUUUGUAAUGUGAUUCUACCACCUCCACCCCACCCCACCCAAGACUGCAAGAGGGUGCAGCUCUCAGCAGCCUGCAAGCUGAAGACCAGUGUUCUCAUGUUUUUUUAUGCUUCUUUAUUUUUGUUUGCUUAUUUUCUCCAUCAGCAUUUUGUUAGUAUAUUUGUAUUAUUAUGGUCUGAAAUAUUUUGAACAGAAGAACACCUGAUGUCUUUAUUUAAGUCACUACAAGGUAGAAGUGUGUAAAUAACAUUUUUUACAGUAUAAAAACCCUUAUGCAAAGUGGGUAGUUUGACCUUCAUAAGAAUAGUUCUGUUUUAUGUAAUUAGGUGCUGGACAUUAUUAUUUCAGGUAACCCUGUCCUUGCCAUAAUGUAAACCUUUGGAGAAUCUGAGCACAAAAUCAAUCAAAUCAAGUUUUAAUUAAAAGAUAAUAUAAAUGCAUCUUUGUUUUCUCUAUUUCUUUUAAGGGGCAAAACAAAUAAUGUGUUUGAAGUAAAGAUUGCUUAUUUUAUAUAUGAUUCUUUUCCCACUGCAAACUAAAUCUAUAUAACUUGUUUGGAAAAAAGUAGAAAAAAUAUCUAGCUAUAAAAAUGACUAUAUUCUGGUAAAAUGACUUAUUAUGUUUGGCAGGAAACUGAGAAAAUGGGCAACAUCGAUUAGUUCAUUUUUUUUUUUUUGAAUAACUGUUCCCAAACAGUGUAUUUAGUACUCUUAAGACUGUAAAAAUGCACAACGUGUAUGUUUGAUAAUAAAAUGAUGUUAUAGCCGA